AUAAAAAAAAUAAAAAAAAUUCUCUCUCUUCUCUCUCUCUCUCUAAACUCUAAAUCUCUAUCUAAAACAAAAAUGGAACCUAACGACGCGCAACAACUACCACAACUCAGCUCCUACUACCACCACCACCACCACCAUCACCACCUCCCCUCCCCCACAACCACCUCGGCCACUGCCCCCACUCCCUCGCCCACUAAUGGCCUGCUUCCUCCACCUCCUCACUCCACCAACAACGACGACGGCGCUGGGUCCCACCACCACCAACACAAUCCAAUGGUGUACCCUCACUCCGUCGCGUCUUCCGCCGUGACCUCCCCGCUGGAGCCGGCGAAGAGGAAGCGUGGAAGACCCAGAAAGUACGGGACGCCGGAGCAGGCCUUAGCGGCCAAGAAAACAGCGUCGGCUUCUAACUCCAAAGAGAAGAGAGAGCAACAACAACAAGAAGGCCUGUUGGGUUCCAACUCUUCGUCUCCGUUCUCUAAGAAGUCUCAGCUUGUCGGUUUUGGAAAUUCUGGGCAAGGUUUUACUCCUCAUGUCAUUAGUGUAGUUGCUGGUGAGGAUGUUUCACAGAAAAUCAUGAUGUUCAUGCAACAAAGUAAGCGUGAGAUAUGUAUUCUGUCUGCAUCUGGUUCGAUCUCUAAUGCAUCUCUGCGGCAGCCAGCAACAUCAGGGGGUAAUAUUACAUAUGAGGGUCGUUUUGAGAUCAUUUCAUUGUCUGGGUCCUAUGUGCGGACGGAAAUUGGAGGAAGGACUGGUGGGCUUAGUGUUUGCCUAUCUAGUACAGAUGGCCAGAUCAUUGGAGGAGGAGUUGGUGGACCCCUAAAGGCUGCCGGUCCAGUUCAGGUUAUUGUUGGUACCUUUCAGAUUGACCCUAAGAAGGAUGUUAAUGCUGGUUUAAAAGGUGAUGCUUCUGGCAGCAAGUUGCCAUCGCCAGUUGGCGGGGCAUCAGUAUCAAGUGUUGGCUUCCGCUCACCAGUUGAAUCUUCUGGGAGAAAUCAUGUCCGAGGAAACGAUGAUUUUCAAACUAUUGGAAGAAGUCAUUUCAUGAUUCAACCUUCUGGUAUGCAUGUGUCUCCUUCACAGACAGAAUGGAGGAGUAGCCUGGAUGCUAGAACUUCUGCUGAUUAUGACUUGACAGGAAGAGCAGGGCGUGGAGCACAUCAAUCUCCCGAAAAUGGGGACUAUGACCAAAUUCCAGAUUAGAAAUUGUCUUUGAAGCAUGAAGGUACUAUUUUGCGGUAGAUAUAUCUGACUCAUAGGUGCUUUUGCAAGAUCAAAUAGAUGUACAACUCCCUUUGCACACUGUCAAGAAUGUGGUAUCAUGUCUGUACAGAUCAAUGGUACUCUUUUACUCUUUGUCAGCUGAUGGUAUUCAAAUCUUGCACCAUAUUACAAAUUUCCCCUGACUGAAUUUAUUUACAAAUUUUUCAUGUCUCCAUUGCUAUUCGAGCAUUGGCAUAUGUAUAUUUGAGUUCUUGGCUAUUUCCCUUGUAUCACUAGUAGAUGGAGGUUAAAUAUAGCGACUUGUCUUCAAGAAACAUGCUUAUGCAACUUGGGAUGCAUAUAAUAUGCACAUAAUGGCUGUCUGGUCUCCAUCCAGGAAAAGUAGAAGAUAACUUUAGGUGUUGUUUGGUUGUGCUGUUUGAAAGAAUCCUUGACUGUAUGCCACUUUCGGUUUCUUCAUGCAUAGAAGUCAACCAUAUUUGGUAGAUUUCUAUCCCGAAUACAGUUACUAAAGCUGGCUGUGCAUAGCGAUGGUGGUGGUGGCGGUGCUGAGAAGUGACAAGUGACAUGGACAGAUUGUUUUGAAGGGUGAGGUGGGCGUGGUAAUGGGGGUUUUGUAUAGACUUGGAAGGAAGACAUUGACAAUUAACUCUUGGGACUCAGCACCAGCUACUUUAUUACAGAUGUUGAAAUGGCAUGUAACCCUAUUGUGGCAUGGAAAGUCAUCUAUCUUGAUAGAAAAUUUAAUUAAAUUUAGAGACUGAGAGAGGUGCAUUUUAGGUGGGGUUUCCAAUAAUGUAAAAGAGUCUGACGUUGAAAUCAUUUUCUAAAUACUGCCAAGACAUUUGAGAGAAUCGGUCUCUCUCUCUUCCUUUUUAAUAAAGAAAAAGCCUCUUACUAAA
Messenger RNA from Pistacia vera, 2126 nucleotides. RefSeq names its product AT-hook motif nuclear-localized protein 14-like. The record is from RefSeq and is a predicted model, not a curated record. The transcript is spliced from 6 exons. Gene Ontology annotation, molecular function: minor groove of adenine-thymine-rich DNA binding. Bases 73 to 1203 code for a protein of 376 amino acids. NCBI's taxonomy places the organism in Eukaryota, Viridiplantae, Streptophyta, Magnoliopsida, Sapindales, Anacardiaceae.